Ophidiomyces ophidiicola is the source of this 843-nucleotide messenger RNA. RefSeq lists its product as uncharacterized. The coding region runs from base 1 to 843 and encodes 280 amino acids. The transcript has a single exon. NCBI's taxonomy places the organism in Eukaryota, Fungi, Ascomycota, Eurotiomycetes, Onygenales, Onygenaceae. The record is from RefSeq and is a predicted model, not a curated record.
AUGGUCUCCAAAUUUGUUUUCCUUGUGGCAGCUCUCUCUGUGUUUGCCCAUGCCCUUCCAUCGCCCCAAGCCUCUGCCCCCUCGCCGCCAGUCAGCAAGGAUCCCAUCAUGAACGCUGAGUUGCAAGCAGCCGAGAAGGAAGUUGCAUUCUUGCAAAAGCACUUCACCAUUAAUAAGGAUAAACCACCGUACGGCGAUUCCAAUGAACGCACAGCGGACUGCCAGGCAUUUGCACUUAGAUGCCCUACAAUGCGCCUUUACGACCGAGAUACUCUUUUGACGAUGGAGACUGUGACAGUCAGCUAUACCACUAACGUCGAUGCGAGAACAUUCAACCCAAGAGCUGAUGCUACGACCACUGUGUCAGCUUCAAAGUCAGACGCGAUAUCAGUGGCACGUACAGAGGGUUGGUCUAUAGGUGCUACCAUCUCCGCAGCCUACGCCCCUUCAAAAGGCGAAGGGGGUGUAAGCCUCUCAUUCCAAUACCAGCAGAGCACAACCACGCAACACACAUCCACCAAAUUGAACACAAUUUCCGCACCCUGCCCGCCAAGAACCAUGUGCACGAUUGAGACCAGGGCCUUCUUUGCAAAAAUCAAAGGGAAAUGCCAUCGUAAGCCCAGGAUGAAGUGCGCAGGUGAUAGAGAUGUGUGCUCGCGCAACGACGAAUUCCCUCUUUCAGUUCCUAAAUGGGGGCAUUGCCGGGAGGCAAGCAGGCUAGUAGAUAGAUUCUGCGAAAGACGCGUCGAAGUUCCCUGUGAAGUAACUGUUCCGAUUUUCGAAAAUGAUGGCAAGACACCUCGUUCAACCGUCAUCCCGUUAACUUACCGAUUCAUGGACUAA